CUUAAGUCUUAGCCCGACCCGUAAAAAUCCCCAAAUCACAUCGCCAUUUGUGCAUUGAAGUUGAAGGUCACUGAUACAGAAACUAGAAAAUCUGGUUUUGUUGAAGCUCACAAGAAUCAGGGAAAGGAAAAUGGGAAACCCAAAGAAACAAUCGAACGAGGAACUACACGCGGCGGCUCGAGCGGGUGACCUGACCGCCGUGCAGAGAAUAUGCAGCUCCAACCCACUCGCAGUCAACUCCAGAGACAAGCACUCUCGAACCCCACUCCACCUGGCAGCGUGGUCUGGACAUGCACAGGUAGUGAAUUAUCUCUGCAAGAACAAGGCCGAUGUGGGUGCUGCUGCCAUGGACGACAUGGGUGCAGUUCACUUUGCUGCUCAGAAAGGCCAUCUAGAGGUUGUACGGAUUCUUCUUACAUCGGGAGUAUCUGUAAAAUCGGCCAAUCGCAAGGGUAUGACUGCCCUUCACUACGCUGCCCAAGGAUCUAAUCUGGAACUUGUCAAAUAUUUGUUGAAGAAAGGUGCAAAUCUUAGUGUUAGAAACAAAGCAGCCAAGACUCCCAUUGAUCUCGCAAGCAAUGACGACAUCCGGUCAUUCUUACACGAAUGCGAAACCACAUCUAUCCAAGAGGCUCUUGGUGGUGGAGAAAAAAGUGAUGAAGCUAAACCAAACCCCUCAUCGGUGGAAAAUGCAGAAGGCUCUGAGGUCAAAGCUGAUGAGGACGGGGGUGGAGAGGCUGAGGAUGCGAAAGAUGAAUCUGUCAAGAGAAAAGCAGACGGUGAGGAAGAUCAGGAAAACUCCAAGGAAACAAAGAAAGCAAAAGUUGCUCUAAAUCAUCUUCUAGCUUCAGAUGACGUGCAGGAAGAGGAAGAGGAAGAGAACCUUUGAGUGAACUCUGUGGAAAUAUGACUUACAAUAGCUACAAGCUGUAUCACUUAACACACAUUUCACUAGUAUGAUAGCGGGAGCUAUGUUGUUUUGUUAUUAUAGAGAUGUUGACAUGGCAA
Molecule: messenger RNA, 1008 nt
Organism: Ipomoea nil (Japanese morning glory)
Lineage: Eukaryota; Viridiplantae; Streptophyta; Magnoliopsida; Solanales; Convolvulaceae
Product: tankyrase-2
Exons: 2
Coding region: 131-889 (252 amino acids)
Biological process (GO): positive regulation of transcription by RNA polymerase II
Cellular component (GO): nucleus
Molecular function (GO): protein binding; transcription cis-regulatory region binding
Source: RefSeq, a predicted model, not a curated record